GGCCGGGACGCUUGCCGAUAUGAAUACGGGGUCGAAUACGCUCCCGGUGGAGUUCUGGAGGUUUUCCGGAUGAGGGGAAAUGGACAUGAUAUUGCUGCCACACGUACUUAUGGCCAGCAGGAUAUGUACCUCGAAUGAGAAAUCGACACCGACAAUGCAGUUGUUGAAAAGUUGAAAGCACCACAUCGAUAAACACCAUGUCUCAAUUCCAUCCAACCAUUUCCCGGGAAUCACUUCAGGAUAAAGUGAUAGUUUUGACAGGAGGUGCCCACGGAAUAGGCAAAAGUCUAGUCGAAUUAUGCACCCAACACGGCGCCUACGUAUGUUUCGGCGACAUUGACGAAAAGGCUGGCCGUGGCGUCGAAGAGAGUGCAAACGCUAGCCAGAAAUCAUCACCGCCCACGGCCAGAUUCGUCCCUGUGGACGUCACGAAUUACCAGUCCGUACUGUCACUAUUCAAGACUGCACUCUCCUUAUACGGACGAAUUGACCACGUCGUUGCCAAUGCCGGAAUCGUCGAACGAGGGAACUGGUUCGAUCCCGCAUUGACAGUGGAAAGUGUCGAAGAACAACCCACAACCAAAGUCCUCGAUGUCAACCUGUUGGGUUGUCUAUACACCGCACGCAUAGCAAGCGUGUAUCUGCGCCAAAACCGCAGAGAAGGACAAGACCGCUCCUUAACACUGGUCUCAUCCGUAGCCGGCUUCAAAGAAUCACCGGGUCUAUUUGUGUACCAAGCUAGUAAACACGGUGUUCUGGGGCUAAUGCGCUCGUUGAGGAAAUACAUCACUUUCCCUACAACGCAUAAUAUUCGCGUUAAUGCUAUUUGUCCCUGGAUGACCGAGACGGCUAUGGUGGCUGGUAUUGAGGAUGGGUGGCGCAAAGCUCAACUCCCGAUUAAUCAACCGUUGGAUGUGGCCAAGGUUAUUACGGGUGUUCUAGCUGCUGAGGGACAAGAAGAGAGGGUGAGUGGGAUGGCGAUGUAUGUUGAAGGUGGGCGUGCGUGGGAGAUUGAGCGGAAUUUGGAUCGGUUGCAGCCUCAGUGGUUGGGGGAGGAGCCUUCGGAGUCGCUUGAGAAGGGGCAGGCUGUUUUGGGGGACGGUAUGAACUGGGCUCAAUGA
Talaromyces stipitatus ATCC 10500 is the source of this 1121-nucleotide messenger RNA. Its product is annotated as 3-hydroxyacyl-CoA dehydrogenase, putative. Lineage: Eukaryota; Fungi; Ascomycota; Eurotiomycetes; Eurotiales; Trichocomaceae. The transcript is spliced from 4 exons. The record is from RefSeq and is a predicted model, not a curated record. The coding region runs from base 198 to 1121 and encodes 307 amino acids.